AUGAGCACAGUGCUGAUGUUUGACGUCGAGCAGAACGGCUUGCUCUCGUCGGUACCGUACAUCGCAAGGUUCUGUGGAUUUUUCACGUGGACAUAUCUGUCUGGAGUUCUCGGUAAGAGAAUCAGCGUCACCAGAGUCCGGAAGAUCGUGCAGACGACAGGGUUUCUGGCAGCGGCACUGCUGACCGUCGGAAUCAUCCACACCCCGGUGUCACAGAGGACAGUCCACGUCGUGCUGAUUGCAGGGGUGACGUCCUGCCAGUGCUGCACCGUCGCCGGGGCCCUUGUCACAACGCUAGACAUGGCUCCUCAGUUUGCGUCAGUAAUUACAGCACUUGGAACAGCGGGGUCGGUGGUGGCACAGAUGUUGUCCCCGUUGAGUACGUCUUACAUCAUCGUCGACAGGACUCGGGAGCAAUGGAACAUCGCCUUAUACCUCACCGUCGGCAUCUACCUGUUUGCCACCACCGUGUUUCUUAUUUUCGGAAAUGGCGAGUUACAGUCAUGGGCAGAUAACUCUCGUACUGUCAAGACCAAGGAACCAAAUAAAGGUUACCUGAACAGCGCUUACAGCAGUGAUACUGCACCACAGAGUGGACCGAAAGAGAAGAAAGACGUUGGUUCAGAAAGAACAAUAACACACUUUUGACAAUUUUCCCAUGCAGAUUCUGUAAAUCCUCAUCUCAUCUCCAUUUUUCGAGAUAUGGGUUCCACCCUCUGCAUGAUAAUGCAUUUACAAAAGUUGUCUUACUUUCUUCAAUAAAGAUUGUUUUCUUCAAACCUGAAGGGUUAAUGCAUUUUCAACAAAUUUUUGGCAAACUUUGUUUGGCACAU
Molecule: messenger RNA, 833 nt
Organism: Haliotis rubra (blacklip abalone)
Lineage: Eukaryota; Metazoa; Mollusca; Gastropoda; Lepetellida; Haliotidae
Product: sodium-dependent phosphate transport protein 3-like
Exons: 5
Coding region: 1-648 (215 amino acids)
Biological process (GO): monoatomic anion transport
Molecular function (GO): transmembrane transporter activity
Source: RefSeq, a predicted model, not a curated record